Trichomycterus rosablanca is the source of this 3359-nucleotide messenger RNA. It is a transcript of the gene crot, whose product is annotated as carnitine O-octanoyltransferase. The transcript has 17 exons. Bases 239 to 2077 code for a protein of 612 amino acids. Gene Ontology annotation, molecular function: carnitine O-octanoyltransferase activity. Gene Ontology annotation, cellular component: peroxisome. Lineage: Eukaryota; Metazoa; Chordata; Actinopteri; Siluriformes; Trichomycteridae. The record is from RefSeq and is a predicted model, not a curated record.
UUUGUGUUAGCAGUUCGUUAUAUUUUAGUCUGAGGUGAGUGUGUUUAUUUACAUUGUAAAGUGUGAAUUAGCUGGAGCUGCAUGUACAGACAGACUGGAGGAUUAACCACAGAGUCCAACGCUAUACUGAACAGUUUAUUAUAUUAAUAAAGUAUAUCACUGAACCUCCAGUUUGUGGAGGAUACUGGACAACUUGUGACUGGACUUUGCAUUAUACAACAGCAGAACAGGUGUGAUUAUGAAUAAUCAAAUGUUUGAAUCUGCGGCUGAGCGGACCUUCCAACACCAGGCCAGCUUGCCACCAUUGCCUGUGCCUUCUCUAGAGGAAAGCCUCAGGAAAUACCUGGACGCAGUGAAGCCCUUUGCUACUGAAGAUGAGUUUCGCAACACUGAAGCCACUGUAAAGCAUUUUGCUGAGAACAUCGGCAAACAUCUACACCAGAAGCUUUUACAACGAGCCAAGACACAGCGCAACUGGCUGGAAGAUUGGUGGUUGGACGCAGCAUAUUUGGAACUGCGUAUGCCGUCUCAACUGAAUGUGAACUUUGGGGGUCCAGGACCAUACUUGGAGCAUUGCUGGCCCCCAUAUGAAGGCACACAGCUGGAGAGGACCAGCAUGACUGUGUGGCUCACUCUGCAAUACUGGGAUCUCAUCCGGACGGAGAAGCUGGCUGUGCAUAAGGCAGGAAACAUGCCCUUCGACAUGGACCAGUUCCGCAUGAUCUUCUGCACUUGCAAAGUACCUGGUGUUACCAAGGAUUCCAUACUCAACUAUUUUAAAACUGAAAGUGAAGGGCCGUGUCCUUCUCAUCUCGUGGUCAUGUGUCAUGGGAGAAUCUUCACGUUUGAUGCUCUUUGUGAUGGAUGCAUCAUCACUCCUCCUGAAAUAUUAAGGCAGUUGACGUACAUUAAACAGAUCUGUGAUGGAGAUGUAAAAGGUGAUGGUGUGGCUGCUCUGACCAGUGAGGAGAGGACUCGCUGGGCUAAGGCUCGAGAUUAUCUGAUCUCCAUUGAUCCUGUUAAUAAAAACAUACUGGAGACAAUCCAGAGCUCCCUGUUUGUUGUCUCACUGGAUGAUGCAAAACCAAAUUGUACUCCGGAGAACUACACAAUGAUGACACAGUUGGCACUGACAGGAGACCCCACUGUGCGUUGGGGUGAUAAAUCAUACAACAGUAUUAGCUUUGCUGAUGGCACCUUCGCCUCUAAUUGUGAUCACGCCCCCUAUGAUGCCAUGGUGUUGGUGUCUCUCUGUUACUACAUUGACCAAAAAUUAAUGGCCACCAGUGGAAAAUGGAAGGGUUCGGAGGUGGUGCAUGACUUGCCUGUUCCAGAAGAGCUUGUGUUUACCGUAGAUGAAAAAGUGAGGACAGACAUUGCACUUGCUAAAGAGCAGUACAGAACAACGACACAGGAUCUGCAGAUUGUCUGCUAUGCUUUCACCUCCUUUGGGAAGGCAGCUAUUAAGAAGAGAAAACUUCACCCAGACACGUUUGUGCAGCUGGCCAUGCAGUUAACUUACUACAGACUACACGGAAAACCUGGUAGCUGUUAUGAGACUGCCACCACACGACGAUUUUAUCAUGGCCGUACAGAGACCAUGAGGCCGUGCACAGUGGAGGCUCAGCAUUGGUGUGCCGUAAUGCUGAACCCUGCAGCAUCUGUUGAAGAGAAGAGACAAGCUCUGCUCCGUGCCUUCAACAAACACAACAAACUGAUGGAUGAGGCUCAGAAAGGAAAAGGCUUUGAUAGACACCUGCUGGGUCUGUACCUAAUUGCCAAGGAGGAGGGACUUCCUGUUCCUGAGCUUUACACUGACCCCCUCUACAGUAAAAGUGGUGGAGGAGGAAACUUUGUUCUUUCAUCCAGUCUUGUGGGCUACACUACUGUUCUGGGUGCUGUUGCUCCCAUGGUGCACCACGGCUAUGGCUUCUUCUACCGCAUCCGUGAUGACAGGAUUGUUGCUUCCUGUACGGCCUGGAAGUCGUGUCCAGAGACAGACGCCGAGACCUUUUUCCAGUAUUUAUGCACAUCCUUUCAUGACAUAAUGCAGCUCACCACCCUGUCCAACCUGUAGAGAAAAGCCUUCUGGGAUUUUCAUUGACAAUGUAAGAUUUGUGUCCAGUUUUAAAUCAGAAAAUCAGUUUGCUGUAGCACAGCUUUAACACUCUCAGCCCAUGACAGAGAUGAAGAAAAUUUAUACAAUACAAUUUCCCAUUUUACCCACUGUGUCCUCCCUGUCUGGGAGUCUAUGGGCAAACGUGUGCUUCCUCUAAGACGCGAGUCCAGCCACCACCUUUUGUAAACCGCUGCUUAUGCAAUGUGGCUGAAUUACUAAUUACUUUACAGCUGCAUUGCAGAUUAUAAAUAUACUGUAUACUGUUACUAGCUACUUUAUUAGGAACACCAUACUGAUGCUAACCAUGCUAUGGUUAAAGUCAGUCAGUUCACAUUUCCCCCCAGUCCAAUGUUUGAUUUAAACAUUACGUGAGUUGAACUUCUGUCUGUGUGAUUUUAUGCAGUGCACUGUUUCCGGUGUUUAUAAUAAAGUAGCCAGUCAGUAUAUAUUCACUGUACCUCUAGAAAGACCUCUUUAUUUUAUUAAUGCAGAAAUCAAUGCAAAUGUUCAGCAACAAUGCAAUUUUUAAUUUGUACAUAUUUAAUUUCUGUAAUUUGUAUGUUUUUCUACAGUUAGUAUUGAUUUUACAAUGUAUUAUUCAAUCUGUGAAAUCAGUGAAGUCUGUAGUAAUUUCAGCAAGUGUCCUUUAUGUAGAUAAUUUUCAUCUAAGUUAGUGCUACUCAAACUCUCAGCUGGGGCCAAAAAGUGGCCAAUAGUUUCUCUUGCAGCCUGCACACAUACAGUACAUGCAUUUUUGUAUAUUCAUUAGUUCUGCAUUUGGACAGAAAAAUAUUCUGCAAACUGAGAAAAAUGUAUCUAUAUUUUAAUAAUGUAAUCUUGCAAAUAGUAAAAAAAAACUGCAAUACAAAAACUGAAAUCUGCUGAAAAGUGCUUACAGGAAUUGUUUACAGGAGUUGCAUAAUGGUGUGAUAUUCCACUGCUUUACUAACAGUUUUCACCAGCUGUGUGAGCUUCCAUGUAAACAGUGACAGUUCUGCUGUAGCUUUGGUAAAAUCUUGAUUUUGUUUUAGAGCCAUUAAGACUACAAGUUAAGAACCAAUGGUUUAAUAAUUCAUUUGUUUGUUAUAUUAUUGUUUUCCUACAAAAUAGAGUACACGUUGAUUUUACUAAGUUGCAUUCAAGUGUUUUUUUUAUCACUAAAGAGAUUAAUAUCUGCUUGUACCACUUUUCUUUAAAUAAUUACUCAUGCUAUUGUAAUAAUUGAAAAUAAAGCACUUAU